AUGAACAAAGAAAAGGACCAGACUCUGUUCGGAGGUAGUCGCUCCUGGAAAGACGCAGACUGGACUGCAAGCGACGAUCGCGUACGCGGCGGAAAAUCACAAUCUUUCCUCGAAUGUCACAGCAGCACAGGCCGAUUCCAUGGCAAUCUCGACAUCAAAACCUUGGGUGGCGCGGGAUUUGCAAGCCAGCGGACCACGGGUGAGGAUAGAAGCUGGGAUUUGUCUAGCUAUGCAGGAAUCGUGCUCGACAUUGCAGAAGCAGACGGCAAGUAUACCUUCAUUCUCAAGGACGAACUGCUUCCCCGCAAUCCAGACAAUGGACGUGAACAAGCCACUAUCUCGUGGGAGUACGACUUCAAGCCUUGUUUCGGGGAAGGUGGUCUCGAGAAAGGUGGCCUCGUGUGGGUUCCAUGGUCUGCUUUGAAGCCGACCUAUCGCGGUAAAGAGAAGGAGCAUGCGGAUCCUAUUAAUCUCAAAACAAUCAAAAGAAUGAGUAUCAUGAUGCGAAGCUUCUUUGGCGAUCAAGAGGGACCCUUCUCUCUAACCCUUCGUUCCAUAUCUGCAGUU
Molecule: messenger RNA, 567 nt
Organism: Aureobasidium melanogenum CBS 110374
Lineage: Eukaryota; Fungi; Ascomycota; Dothideomycetes; Dothideales; Saccotheciaceae
Product: NADH:ubiquinone oxidoreductase complex I intermediate-associated protein 30
Exons: 5
Biological process (GO): NADH dehydrogenase complex assembly
Source: RefSeq, a predicted model, not a curated record